Solanum verrucosum is the source of this 720-nucleotide messenger RNA. RefSeq lists its product as uncharacterized. Bases 1 to 720 code for a protein of 239 amino acids. The record is from RefSeq and is a predicted model, not a curated record. The transcript has 2 exons. Lineage: Eukaryota; Viridiplantae; Streptophyta; Magnoliopsida; Solanales; Solanaceae.
AUGCCAUCUGAGGUUGAAAGAGUGGUAGAAACAAAUGUGGAUGACACUGACCUUACUGAAAUUCCAAAAGAUGAUACUAAAAAGGAAGCUGAGUUUACCCAAAAAGUUGUUCCCAUGGCUAGACCUCCACCUCCAUUCCCAAAAAGAUUGGUGAAAAAGACUGAAGAGGGUAAAUGCCGUUGGUUCAUAGUUAUGUUAAAGCAAUUGUCCAUAAAUGUCUCGUUUAUAGAAGCUUUGAAGCAAAUGCCUGGGUAUGAGAAAGAGGAUCCUGGUGCUUUCACUAUUCAUUGCACCAUUAGGAUCUUACGAUUUGCGAAGGCUUGGUGCGACUUGGGUGCCAACAUUAAUUUGAUGCCAUUAUCCAUCUAUAAGAAAUUGGGUUUAGGAGCUCCAAAACCGACUGCGAUGUGUCUACUUAUGGUCGAUAGAAUUGUGAGGAGGCCCAUUGGAGUGCUCCAAGAUGUCCUUGUGAAAGUGGAGUCGUUAUUCAUUCCGACAGAUUUUGUGAUACUUGAUUGUGAGGUUGAUUUUGAGGUUCCCAUAAUCUUAGGGAGACCAUUCGUUACUACUGGUCGCUCCUUAGUCGAUAUGGAGAGAGGGCAAAUGAAGUUCCAUCUGAAUAAUGAGGAGCUUAGUUUUAACAUCUGUUGGUCUAUGAAGUAUGAAAGUUAUCCUAAAUCAGUAUCUGUGAUGAAUCAUACUGUGGUACAAGGUUUAUAA